Messenger RNA from Anthostomella pinea, 189 nucleotides. The record is from the annotation of a GenBank genome assembly. NCBI's taxonomy places the organism in Eukaryota, Fungi, Ascomycota, Sordariomycetes, Xylariales, Xylariaceae.
AUGGCGCUGCUUCUUGACCGACGAGGAGACAAGCUCCCCGUCACAGAAGAAGUGGUCAAGGCGGCAGCAGGGAAUUGGAAUGGCAAGCAGGUGAUGACGCUGCUUUUUGACCAACGAGGAGACGAGGUCCCUGUCACAGAAGAAGUGGUCAAGGCGGCAGCAAGGAACGGGAGGAAUGGCAAGGAGUGA